ACUUACUUGGACUUCCAUUGACAACGACUCCUGUCACUUUAUGACCAUUGUCCAUUGUUCACUGAUUACUGAACAAUCAAUCACUUACUCCCACAAACCCCGGAUAGCACAGCCUUCGUUCUUCUCACCACUUCAAUAAGAAGUUAUAAAGGGAUCAACGAUCCACCGGUCAUCAUUCGCCUACUUUUCACUUCCCUUCUCAUAGCUUUCAUAGCACUCACACUUCAUCCCACUUGGUGUAUGUUUCGAACCUUCUUCUCUCGAUCAACACCUAGAUCAUUGAACAAUAUGUCACCACGUAAAGCACCCCCUGCUCCUACCCUUCCUACGGCGAUUAGGACUUCUCAAGAAGCCAGACUUGGUGAUGGAAUCGAAUAUGCUACUUUUGCCGCUGGAUGCUUCUGGGGUGUGGAACAUAUGUUCAAUAAACAUUAUUCUCAUUUACCUAAUUGGUCUUGUGUCUCUGGAUAUACCGGUGGACAAAUCGGUAAUCCAAAUUAUCAACAAGUUUGCUCUGGGGCGACUGGUCAUGCCGAAUCAGUCAGGAUAGGUUAUCAAAAAGGUGCCGUGGGAUAUGGAGAAUUGGUAGAAUUCUUUUAUAGAACUCAUGAUCCUACUUCUCUCAACCGACAAGGUCCGGAUAGUGGCACUCAAUACCGCUCCACUAUCUUCUACCACUCUCCUGAGCAGAAACAAAUAGCCGAGCAGGUCACUCUGGAGGUGAAAGAGAAGUAUUAUCCCAGACAGAAUAUCGCAACUCAGAUUGUCCCAGCAGGUGAAUGGUUCGACGCCGAAGCGUAUCAUCAGAAGUAUCUGGACAACAAUCCUGGAGGUUACGAAUGCCCCACGCAUCAGUUUUAUUGGUGAUCAUCUAGCUUGUAGUCGUUUGCAUGCAACCAUGUACG
Molecule: messenger RNA, 905 nt
Organism: Tremella mesenterica DSM 1558
Lineage: Eukaryota; Fungi; Basidiomycota; Tremellomycetes; Tremellales; Tremellaceae
Exons: 7
Coding region: 289-867 (192 amino acids)
Molecular function (GO): peptide-methionine (S)-S-oxide reductase activity
Source: RefSeq, a predicted model, not a curated record